This is a messenger RNA of Peniophora sp. CBMAI 1063, 3060 nucleotides long. The record is from the annotation of a GenBank genome assembly. Lineage: Eukaryota; Fungi; Basidiomycota; Agaricomycetes; Russulales; Peniophoraceae.
AUGUCUGUAUCUGAGGAAGUGCAGGACGAUGGGUUGCUGUCGCCGUCGUCUGCAUCUGGCCCGCAGCCUCAAUGGCCGCGGCCACGGUCACCCAUCCCGCCUCACAGGCUUGCCAAGCUCGCGAAUGCACUGGGCAUUGCGACCCCAGUGCCCAUGGGCCACUCGUCUUCAGACCCUUCAUCUAUGAAUUCUUCGAGAUCCGACUUUACUCGCUCACCCACGCCUUCCACUUCUGCGGCUUCUCGCUUCACGACGCAUUCAUCCCAGUCUACCGCUUCCAACUUCCAGUCAAAGUACCUUCUGCAUGUUAUACCCCCGCAUCAUUUACCACACGACACGGCCAACCAGGACGUCUUGCUCACACCGCCACCUUCGUCUGCGUCAGGAUACCACAAACACUUCAGACGCGGGACCCUUGUACCCUUCCUUCCCUCCUUCCAGGCCCAACUCGGUGCGAUUGCGAAGGAAUACGCAUUACCGAAUACGACAGGCAUGAUAUUAUAUCUCGUUGCCGGUACCGCUAGCCCCGCUCCGAGCCCUACACCGGAUGGUCCGGAGCCAGAGGAACCCGGGCCGCGGUUGACGGAGGAUGUCUGGAAACAUCUGUGGACGCGCGUAGUUAAGACCGAGCUGGACGGGGCAGGAUUCUCCCCGCGGUCGGGUACACCUAUAGGCCUUGGUCUCAAUCCGCCGUCCUCCGCCUCGACGGCUACACUUACGUCGCUCCGCCCCCUCGUCACCGCAACCAACAAGCCAUCAGCCCCGUCAUUGAGCCUGUCGACACCAUCUUCCACGACGCGUACGAAUGCCGCUUCCGAGAGCGAUCCAGAGGCGUCGACGCCUGAUACCUCGCUCCCGUCAGGGUCAUCCAGAGCGGACUCCAUGGAUCUUCCUGGCCUCUCGUCACCCUCUCUUAUCCCUAUACUUGCGAAGGUCGAGUUUGACAUAGACAAGCGCAAGGCGACCUGGUACGCGCCAUGGUUGCGCUCACGAAAGCAGAAUCUCAAGAAGCGCUCACCUGCUGAGGAUGGCGAUGGACGCAUUGGAUUAAGGCUUGUCGAUCGUCGCGCUGUACCGCGCUUCCUCGUCUCCAAAGAGGGGGAUGUGAACGAUGGAGAUUAUGACCCGGAGUAUGCACCACGUUCAGAAUCUCCAGAUGAAGACGAGGACUACACUGUUCGUGUGAACGGCGAGGAUGAUGAGGGCGGACGCAGACGCAGAGGACCACCGCCACCACUCACGAUGCCAUCACGCAGCAAUCCGGAGGCACUCAUCGCGUCGGGCGAACCUUCACCCCUACCAAGCGGGAACAGCGCCGAUUCUCGCGGCCGCGUCAAACUCCCUUACCGUGAGAGCGAUGAAGAGGAUGACGGAAGCGAAGAGAGUAGGGAAAGGAGACGACGCCGCAAGAUGAAUGGCGGGGACAGGCGUACCGGCGUGUACUUCGAUGAGCUCGAUUUAGGCCUUGAGUUUGAUGACUCAGUCGAGUACGACGAGAAUGACCCAUACGAUAAGCGCCGUAGCCAGUUCCUCAUGAAGGCACGCCUAGACGAGCUUGAAAAGAAUCUUGCAUCUCUCUCGCCUCGCAGACUCCAGCAUGAAGAUGAGCCGUCGUUCGACCCCUCAUCACCAUCCUCGCUGACACGGUCUCGCGCACUAUCACCCCAGACUGCGUCUCAUGGACGAUACCUCUCAGCCUCGAGCGUCGGUAGCAUAAGCCAGUCAAAUUCUGAUUCCCCACCGAAAUGGCCCGCGGUUCCAUACUCGGCACUAUCGUCGCGCGAUAACGAUGAUUCAUUGGAACUCGACCCGUCAGUCGACGCAGACGACUUCCCAGCGCCGCCAAAGUUCGCGAUCAAUGGUAUCUCGACAGCUGUCCCUUCAAGCCCGUACAAGGCAUCGUUUGGCGGCGGCGGCGGUCCUGCGCCAGAAAGCGCAGAGAGCGCGGCGCGGCGACGCGCUCAUGAUGAAGGUCACGAUCCCCGGUACCCAGACAUCAUGCCUGCCUCCCUGCGGCGCUCAGACGGCUCACUGAACUCACCCAUCAUUCCCUUAUCGCCCGAUCCCUUUGGUCGCUUCCCAUCCGAGCCCACCCCGCCAAUGCCUGGACGGACGAGCGAAAGUAGCGUACGAAGCAGCACAUCCGAUGGCGCGACGCUUGUGCACGUCCGCACGGACUCCAUCGGAUCGCUUGACGGCCCUCGCAAGCUCAGCAGUCGGUUCAGCUUGGAUUCGGAAGACCAGUUCUCUCCUGUGGCUAAAGUCACCCCCACUCUCGCGGCGCCGAAUCAGCAGGGUGCGAGCCUCAACCCGGUCAAAUCAAUAAGGACUCUCUGGCGCAAGAGUCGGAAGACAUCCGUCUCGCAUGAGUCGGCCCCCCGCGUUGCAAACCCGGCGCCACCGAUGCCCACCGCAAUGCCGCGCGUCAGUGAGGAGGUCGUGACGAACGCGAUGUUGCCACCAAAUCACCCGUCCUUACGUGCACCCACUGGUUCGUCCAAUGCGCCAUUUAUGACGACUGCCGAAGCGGCUCGACGUGCGAAGGAGAGCAGUAUCAGUGCGGUCACCUUCGAUCAGGAGAGCCCGUACCCCAUCCGGCGCGCCGGUUCUCCUCGCUCGGCCGCACCUUCGCCGACGCCACCGCCCCCACAGGCCACGACGUCUCGACCGCCGAGCACUGAGCCUCCCGCACGCAAAAGCAUCUUGAAGGGUUGGGGUGCUGGCAAUGGCCGUCCAAGUCUCGAAGAGAACAAUGCCUCGAAUGGAGUCGCUUCCACGAACGCAAACGGCAAGGAGCGUAAACGGCGACCCAGCAUGAUUGACCUUGUCCGUGGCUCGCGAGCGAGCACGGCUACAGAGGCGUUGCCGCCCAGCCCGAUGUUGCCGGAACAGUAUCGCUCGAGCGAGAGCAGCUCGCGUGCUAGUCCACCGCCUAUCACAACACCCACGGCUGCGGUUGAUGAACCCUUCGAGAUCGUGGAGGCCAGUCCCGGUCAGGGAGGGCAUGGCAAGACGCCGAGCUUGUCUUACCCAUAUCAUGAACUCGACCACCAGACCUAA